AACAGAUGGCGGGACGCGCGAAAACCCUGGCAAGCUCAAAACUUCAUUGCCCUUUUCUCGCGAUGGUCGUGCGGUCGUGCGCGUUGUUUUGUGACGCGUUUGUGCUGUUGUGGACUAGAUAAGUGAACAUGUGACGCACGGCAUGCCCUAAGUGUGUAAAGCCAAGCGAUGCUGCUGGGAGGUGGUGUGAGGAUGCGGCCAACCAAGAAGCUGCUGUUGGUGCUGACCCUGUCGGGUGCUGCACUUACGCUGUUCUCUUACCUGGCCCGUUGCAGCACACACAGUCCCCUCAGCCCGGCAGAGCCACUUCUCGUGCAGGCGGAAAACAACGGUGGCAUUGGCACAGGAAUCAAGGGCAAGGCACACCUAGUGCAGGAAAUCAAGUGUGUCAUCAAUGAUGACUAUGCCGUGCCCUGUCGGAAAGAAGGUUCAGAAGUGUUCGUGCCCUUCAGCUUUCUGCGUAAGUACUUCGAAGUGUACGGCAAGAUUGCCUACCGGGACGGCAAGGAGGUACUCGACUGGCAGCACAGCUACUCCAAGGUUAUGGCACCGAAUGCCAUGUACCACACGGCUGGGCCUUUCCUCUGGUUCGAGAACUACAAUGUGGCUGUUCGUGAUCGUGUCAAAUGCAUCAGUGGCAUGGAAGGCAAGCCCAUCUCGACACAGUGGGACCCCAAGGGCCACUUCUAUCCUGUACAGAUCGCGCAGUUUGGCUUGAGCCACUUCAGCAAGAACUUCACGGAGCCACCGCCAUCUGUGGCUCUUCUUGAGAAUGGUGUGCGCAGCCAGCACGGAUCCUGGGUUGCCUCCUCGAGACUCAAGGCGAGCUACUCGAGGCUCCGCGACGACGAAACCGAGGGGCACGUCUUUGAGUUUCGGACUAGCGGCACUGCUCAGGACCAGGGAGUGGCCUUUGCACUCAAGCAGGAGUGCUACAAUCUCACCCUGUCGGUUGACCUUAGGGUCAUCCUCAACGGCAGCCUCAGCGUGGUCCUCACCGCUGGAGCACCUGACAAGCCAUCCCUGUACGGUGUCCACUACAUCAUGACCGACACCCACCUAGCCGUGGAUGACCACGACGUCUACUACGGGAUUGGCACCCAGCGCUCCUGGAUGCACCUGACUCGCGACUUGGCUGUCGACCUGGUCAAAGGGCUCAGCUUCGGCCAGCGCAAGAUGGCCGCUCGGCCUCGCAACCUUCGCGUCCACAGCAUCGUUUUUCGGGGCUACGGCCUUGUCGACAACCUCACCCUGACCACCAGUGCGCACGAGGCCCACUUUUUCGAUGCGGCCGAGUGGCUUGUGCGACACCAAGACGACACGGGCGGCUGGCCGAUUCAGGUGACGCGCCGCCUCUCGAAUGGCAUGCUGGAACUGGAACCCGGCUGGUAUUCAGCUAUGGCACAGGGGCAGGCCAUGUCGGUGCUGACACGUGCCUACCUGACAACAGGGCAGAGGCGAUAUCUGGACGCUGCCCUGCGUGCCACAGCGCCGUUUAAAGUGCGCGCCGAGACCCACGGGGUCAUGACGACUUUCCUCGGCAAGUUUGUGUGGUACGAAGAGUAUCCCACCGUACCUAGCUCUUUUGUGUUGAACGGCUUUAUAUACUCACUCUUCGGGCUUUACGAUGCCAAAUCGACUUGUGGGGACGGAGCAGGUUCGUUGGAGCAGUGUAGGGACGCAGAAAAGCUUUUCCUCGAUGGGAUGGUUUCGUUAAAGCGGAUGCUGCCGCUGUUCGACACUGGCUCAGGAACAGCGUACGACCUGAGACACUUCUCGCUGGGCAUCGCGCCGAAUCUCGCUCGUUGGGACUAUCACACAACGCACAUCAACCAGUUGCUCUACUUGGCAACCAUAGACGAUGAUCCCAUCUUCAAGACUACAGCUGAUAGGUGGAUCCAGUAUAUGAAAGGAUUUCGGGCACCACAUAACUGAGUGGAGGUGGCAUUGAUCCUGCCAUGGAGUAUGAGCUUGACAGGUCCUUGGGGGACAACUGCGAUUAGUUUUUACACUGCUGAUGACCGUUGUCAGUUGCCUUGACAUUUACUAAGGUAGCACAAGCCAGUGUUUAACAGCAUCGAACAUGAGCAAAGCAAUG
Molecule: messenger RNA, 2098 nt
Organism: Rhipicephalus sanguineus (brown dog tick)
Lineage: Eukaryota; Metazoa; Arthropoda; Arachnida; Ixodida; Ixodidae
Gene: Hsepi
Product: D-glucuronyl C5-epimerase-like
Biological process (GO): heparan sulfate proteoglycan biosynthetic process
Cellular component (GO): Golgi apparatus
Molecular function (GO): heparosan-N-sulfate-glucuronate 5-epimerase activity
Source: RefSeq, a predicted model, not a curated record